GAGGUCGAAGGAAGAACGAGAGAGCCAAAAGCCACAGGAGAGGAAGGAAUGUAAUGUUACAAAGGUGACAGAUCCAUUCUUGAACACAAUUUCAAUUCGCGUUGAAAACGCGGACGGAGGUUAGCCUCGCUGGUCAUCGGCCACGUCUAUCUCUUACAUCGCUACAUGUCUACGAACUGCCAUAGGUAAACGCCACGUCUAUGUCACGUACUCGCGCACGCCGGUAGCGACAAGAGCGCGCGUGUCACCACUGUCAGUAUCCGCAAUCCCGUAGACCCCGUUCCUGAGGACGCCGAAGAUGUCUCGUACUCGCGCGGGCGCGUUGAUAUGCGUCCUCGCGCUCUGUGCGUACACUCUAGUGCACGCCACCGACCUCGUGGACCCGGACCUGGUUGUCAGAAAUGUCGAGCGGCACAUCGAUUUGCAAUCCCAGCUGACCAAAAUCACCACUCGCGUGAUCCUGGACAACAACAGCAAGGAUCGCGCCAUCCAGCGCUUCCUCUUCUGCCUGGACGGCGCGCAGAGGAAGUCCCUCAGUUACAUAGCUGCACACGUGGAACCCGGUAAACUGGAGCUCAAGGUUACGCCGAUCAAGACGGCCGAGGUCGACAAGGCCUUCUACUCCAUCGAGCUGGCCAGUCAUCUGGCACCUCGUCGCACUCUCACCAUAGAGGUGGAGACGAUCCUCACUCACGAGCUGGUACCGCAUCCUAAGCAGAUCGCCCAACAGGAGAAACAGCUGGUCAAGUACACGGGAAAUGCGUACGCCUAUUUGCCUUAUGCCGUAACUAAACAGACGACUUACGUGGCGUUGCCGUCUCGCAACAUUGAGAGCUACACCAAGAUCAAACCUGUCUCCCAGACUGGCUCGGCGAUAGCUUAUGGACCGUUCGAGAAGCAACCGCCUUUCGCCUACGAGGAGUUGGUGGUGCACUUUGAGAAUAACAACAAGUUCCUUACGGUGACCAAGCUCGAGAGAACCAUCGAGCUCUCUCAUUGGGGUAAUAUAGCUGUCGAGGAGCACAUUGAUCUCUUGCACACCGGUGCUUUGUUGAAGGGUUCCUUCUCUCGUUACGAGUACGCUCGUGAAUCCAAGUCCGGACAGGCCAGCAUCCAGAGCUUCGACACUAUCCUCCCGGCGGCUGCUUCUGACAUCUAUUACAGGGACGAGAUCGGUAACAUCUCCACGUCGCACACUCGCAUCAAGAAGGACUCGGUAGAGUUGAAUCUGCGGCCGAGAUUUCCGCUGUUUGGAGGCUGGAAGACUCGCUACACGAUCGGGUACAGCGUGCCCAGUUACGAGUAUCUGUUUCAUUCCGGAGACGACUACACCCUGGAGAUGAGACUGGUGGAUCACAUCUUCGACGACAUGAUCGUGGACGAAAUAAUCCUCAAGAUCAUUCUGCCGGAGGGGGCGCACAGUAUACAGCUCGAGUUACCGUAUCCCGCGACUCGCUUGACAGAUUCUUUGCACUACACGUACCUCGACGUCAUUGGACGUCCGGUGGUGUCCGUGACUGGAAAGAAUCUGGUGGAGAAUCAUAUCCAGAGUUUCAGGUUGAAGUAUACAUUCCCGCGUCUGCUGAUGCUGCGGGAGCCGCUGCUGGUCGUGGGCGCGUUGUGUCUAUUGUUUCUGUUAGUCAUAAUAUACGUCAGACUGGACUUCUCCAUCGACAAGGACGAGAUUUCGGAGAGCAAACUGAGGAUCGCCGGGCAAUGCGAGAAGAUACUGGCCGCGCAGGAUCGUCGAGUCACGUCCUACAACGAGCUGGACGAUCAGCUGGCCUACCUAAAGACGAACAAGGACGCCAACGCGUUCCUGGCUGCGGUGAAGGGCAUCAAUCAGGAGUACAAGGCAGCCACUGGGGCGCUCAACGAGAUCGCGCAGAAGCUGAAGGGCGAAUCCGGCGACGUGUACGAUCGCGUGCAGGAGCUGCAAAAGUGCGAUCGUUCUCUGAAGGAGCUCUACAACCAGCAGCAGGCGUUGUACGUCGAUAAGCUGGUCCCGGGGAAGAUCGGUCGCCAGCAGUUCGUCGAGGCGGAGGCGGCGAUCGCCAAGAAGAAGGAGGACUGCGUCGAGAAGAUCAACGCGAUUGUCAAGUCGCUCCAGUAAUUGCAUUCCGCGAACGAACUUGAGAAUAACUUGAUGGUGUAUUUUUGCAAUACGUACAGUAAUACAAAUCUCUGUCGCAUCUGUUAAUAUUCCAUUCGCGAGAAUGUAAACGAAGGAUUCCACGAGUUUACAGACGCAUCGAGUCAGAAGAAGAAAGGAAAAAAAACUCUUAUAUCUCUCUGUACCGUAAAUUUAAGAUUUGUAAUAAAUACGUGUAGGAAAAGACGGUUUUGUUUAGGCCUUCUCUAUAAGACUGUUGUACCUAAAUAAAAGAAUUUGUUGAUAACA
Messenger RNA from Camponotus floridanus (Florida carpenter ant), 2401 nucleotides. RefSeq names its product dolichyl-diphosphooligosaccharide--protein glycosyltransferase subunit 1 (gene Rpn1). The record is from RefSeq and is a predicted model, not a curated record. The coding region runs from base 299 to 2113 and encodes 604 amino acids. The transcript has a single exon. Gene Ontology annotation, cellular component: membrane; oligosaccharyltransferase complex. Lineage: Eukaryota; Metazoa; Arthropoda; Insecta; Hymenoptera; Formicidae.